Lachancea thermotolerans CBS 6340 is the source of this 1056-nucleotide messenger RNA. It is a transcript of the gene MRP51, whose product is annotated as mitochondrial 37S ribosomal protein bS1m. Gene Ontology annotation, cellular component: mitochondrial small ribosomal subunit. The transcript has a single exon. Gene Ontology annotation, biological process: mitochondrial translational initiation. The coding region runs from base 1 to 1056 and encodes 351 amino acids. Gene Ontology annotation, molecular function: structural constituent of ribosome. The record is from RefSeq and is a predicted model, not a curated record. NCBI's taxonomy places the organism in Eukaryota, Fungi, Ascomycota, Saccharomycetes, Saccharomycetales, Saccharomycetaceae.
AUGUCUUCCAACCUAUCUCACCUGUUGCGGAACUCGCGUAUCGCACAGGUGCCUAAGUCUAAGAAGCCAUUGACUUCUGCGGCCCCCAAGUACGCUCCAACACAUCAAAUCAUAGAAACCAGGCCCUCUACCCUUCAUCGUCAAGAAUGGGGUCUCAAAGCGGCAGUGCCUUCUAAGAUCAAAACUAAAUACAUUGUUUUCAAUGAUCUCGACACUCUGGAGCGCUUGACAACGUUUGAGCCAAACGGCGGCUCUCAAUGGAAUCGUAUUCGUUUUCAGGAACUUGGCGUUGCUCCAAAAUAUAACCCAGGGAAGGCCAACCCACUAUUUGAAGCAAACGCCUCCUCUAAGACCCAGCUGGUACCCCUCAGUGCCCUUUUGAAUGUCAACACUUCGACGCCGAAGCCAGAAGUCAGACGCCGUCUUGCAGAAAUCAAAGAUUUGCGCAGCACCUUCAAGAAAUGGCUCCUGGAGCAUGAUCCUGAGGCCCUCCUAAACAAGUCGUUUUCUGCCAAAGACAUGACAGACUCUGCUGUUGAAUUUCUGGCUGAGAAAACUGACCUCAACGUUAACCUAGCAUCCGCGUCUUUGCGGAAGGUGGUCGGUACAGGCGGUUUGACCUACAAUUUGCAUGGGAGACUGAGGAACUCGCCUAACGGAGUCGUAUCUAGGACAGUGGUGCCGGGUAGAUUCUUGAACGUCGAGGGCAACGACCGCUUGGCCGCUAUCGGUGGUUUUGUUGCUAAUGCGGGUUCUUCUUCAGUUACUACGUCCCAGAUGGAUUACAGGAUGGGUGAUUUCGUGAGGCAAUUGCAGUUUCCAUUCGCUGUUAACCAUGCUACUGUCCAAGACAACGGCAAGGUUGUACUAAGAGCCAACGUAAUCAGCGGCAUGAGCUCGAAGGCAAGGAUACAAAUGAACAGUAGAUACUACCAACAGCGCCCUCCUAGAAAAGUCAUGCGUACUGCAUCCGCAGAAGAAUCAACAAAACACGCUGAAGAGCUAUUGAAUAUUUUGACGAAUUUCGACAGCGGAAAGAGCAAGAAGCUGAGGUAG